AUGACGACUAACUAUUUGGUGCCAAACACUAAACCGAUUAAUGGAAAUGUAUUUCAUUCAUUCGAAAAGAUAAAUGAAAUAUUCGCAAAGAAUGACGGUAGAAGAUAUUAUAGAGAACUUGAAAGUUCAUGCUAUGACUCUGAUGCUCCAUAUUUUGAUGAUAAACAAACUCAUUUAAGAAUUACAAAUCCGGCUCAUGAUGUGAACCAAUUAGGUGACACAUAUAUUAAACGCAAAGUUAAAGCAACUCUAGUUUCAAAUAAAGCUUUCACAUGUGAUGCCGCUUUUAAAUGCAUGCGUUUAUUCGUUGGUUACAAAUCAUCAAAUCAAAGCUUUAAACAAUUAGAAGUAGAAACCGAAAGAGGUGAUGCCGGUUAUCUUCAGAUGGAUUGCGCCCGUGAAUCUUUCGCAUUUGCAACAUAUAAACCGAAAUCAGAAAGGAAAGUUAAAAAGUUUGUUCAUCGUUAUAUAUAA
Trichomonas vaginalis G3 is the source of this 474-nucleotide messenger RNA. RefSeq lists its product as uncharacterized. Lineage: Eukaryota; Parabasalia; Trichomonadida; Trichomonadidae. Bases 1 to 474 code for a protein of 157 amino acids. The record is from RefSeq and is a predicted model, not a curated record. The transcript has a single exon.